Pocillopora damicornis (cauliflower coral) is the source of this 9516-nucleotide messenger RNA. RefSeq names its product sortilin-related receptor. NCBI's taxonomy places the organism in Eukaryota, Metazoa, Cnidaria, Anthozoa, Scleractinia, Pocilloporidae. Gene Ontology annotation, biological process: post-Golgi vesicle-mediated transport. The record is from RefSeq and is a predicted model, not a curated record. Gene Ontology annotation, cellular component: membrane; Golgi apparatus. Gene Ontology annotation, molecular function: protein binding.
AGUCUUAUUCUCACCGAAACAUGGAGCGGGUCGUGUGGGAAAUUUUCGUACUUUUGCUGUUCUCCCUGGCCUCAGAAUGUGGGGGAAUUUCGGAUAAGGCGGCUGAAGAACCUAGAAAAAGACAUUUGUUCGUACAAAGAAGCCAACCGCUGCCUGGCUCUUCGAAAAAGUUGUUGAAGAUUGAAUACGAAGAACCACCUCGGUUCAGUGCUGAACAAGAGGAACCUGAAUUCUUGCGACGAGUUCGUCGAUCGGUGGAUCCCGACAUGAAUCCCGAAGCUCACGUGUUUAGGUUUAAUGACAGUCAUUACCAUGCCUAUGUGCAUUGGGCUGGAGAUCACAGGGAUACCAUUGUAGUGUUGAUGCGGGAUCCUAUCCCUACAGCGCAGAGCAACAGUCAUGUGUGGAUAUCUAGGAACUAUGGUCAAAGCUUUGUGAAUCGUACUGGCUCGUUUAGGAUUUCAAAUGGAUUUGCACGCAUUGACAUGUUUUAUCCUUCUCCUUUGGAUAACACAAGAUAUCUCUUUGUUGACAGACAGCACCAGAUGAUAUACAGCACAUUAGAUGAUUGUCAGACUGUUAUAAACAGCAGUGUUCCGUUUGUUGCAGAUGAAAUCACCUUCCACUCAACCAUUAAAGAUGUUGUUGUAGCUUAUGAUGCAUCAGCAAAAAAGCUCUACUAUUCUGCUGAUUUUGGGUUCUCUUGGAACUUGAAAGAUGAGAAUGUUGUAACAUACUUUUGGGGCAUUCUUCCAUGGGACAAUCCCAACACCUUAUAUAUUGAGCGGGAAGAGUACGCAGGUGGCUAUUCCAAUGUAGUUAAAACUGACUAUUUUUCCCACUUCUCGGCACUGUUGAUAACACAUGUUGAGGACUUUGAAGUUAUUGAUAACUACAUGUUUGCCACACAAGUUAACACAUCCUCAGGGCGUCGUGUCCUUACUCUGAUGGUAUCUGUAAAUCGAAGUGAUUUCCAUCCAGCUGAAAUUCCCUCAGAUGCUCCAUCUCAGCCAAAUUGUUCUUUGCACUUGUCACAAAAGUUCGGCCAGUACUACCCCUACACCCGCUACUCUCCUAUGAAGUCAUGGACUGCAGCCCCAGGCAUCAUAAUGGCGACAGGUACCUAUGGCAAAAACUUGAGACUGAACAGUGACAUCUUCCUGUCAACAGAUGCAGGCUUGAACUGGCACAUGAUUCUGAAACGUCCCUUUUGGUGGUACAACCUUGGCGAUCAUGGUGGAAUUUUCAUCGCGGUUCAGAGAAGUAGACUGACAAACUUGAUUUAUUAUAGCUGGAAUGAGGGAGAGACCUGGUUGACUUACAGGUUCUUAAACAGCACCAGGAUGAGAGUGUAUGGUCUCCUGACAGAGCCCGGUGAACAGAGUGCUGAGUUUACAAUCUACGGGUCAUAUCCUGGGUAUCACAGAUGGGUUGUUGUUCAAAUCAAUUUGAGAAAGGCACUCGGUUCUCCAUGCUUGAAGGAUAAAGACUACAAACCAUGGAUACCAUCAGACGAACGGAACGGAACAUGUUUGUUAGGAAGGAAGACUAUUUACGAGAGGCGUAUCUCUCAUGCUCACUGUUAUAACGGCUACGAUUAUGACCGUCCGAUCUCAUCUCAGAAUUGUCUAUGUGAUAAAGAGGACUUCGAAUGUGAUGUGGGAUAUAUCCCUGACGCCUAUAAUCCCGAUAAGUGCGUAUUUGACAGAACCAGUGGAUUGUCUCCUACAAGUAUGCCAGCUUAUUGUCCUCCUGGAAGCACCUACCGCCGCACGAAAGGUUAUCGGAAGGUUGCUGGAGAUACCUGUUCAGGAGGAAUGGAGGAUCAUUUUUCUGCUGUCAUGGUCUCUUGCAGAAUAGGACCUCAGCCGCAGUUCUUACUUUACGCUGGACGAAGGUUCAUCCGGAGAAUCUCACUCGGCGACAAUAGAGAAACAACUAUUCCACUUGGAAGUGGGUUGCAAAAUGUCAUCGCGUUGGACUAUGAUUACGCACAGAACUGCAUCUAUUGGGCCGACAUCACCCUGGACACCAUUAAGCGUUCUUUUCUCAAUGGCUCUGGAAUAAUUGAAACUCUGCAUGGUGGAAUUCAGCAGGUGGAAGGACUUGCAUUAGAUUGGCUAGCAGACAACAUCUAUUGGAUAGAUGCUGUUGGAAAGAAGCUUGAAGUUUCCAGAGCAGAUGGGCGUUUCCGUAAAGUCAUUAUCAGCAACCUCGACCGUCCAAGGGCUAUAGUCUUGGAUCCUGUGGCUGGGUACAUGUACUGGACAGACUGGGGAACCCAUGCGAAAAUAGAAAGGUCUUAUAUGACGGGGGCGGGUCGCGCUGCAAUUGUAUCAUCUGGCCUUCAGUGGCCAAACGGAAUAGCUAUUGAUUUUGUUGCGCGAAAGUUAUACUGGACUGAUGCGGGUAAGGAUAGAAUUGAGAGGAGCAACUUGGAUGGAAGUUACAGACAGGUAAUAGCCAGCAGGGGACUUCCCCAUCCGUACUCGAUAUCUGUGUUCAAAGAUUCAAUCUACUGGGAUGACUGGUCAACGCAGUCGAUUAAAAAGGCGAACAAACGAGACGGUGGUGCUCGGCAGACUAUCAAGUCGGGUGUGCGUGGCCUUAUGGACGUGAAAGUUUUCCACGAAGAUGCCCAGAUAGGUAACAACUCUUGCUCUCAGCUCAAACUCUGUAGUCACCUGUGCUUAGCAGUACCAAACAGCUAUGCUUGUGCAUGUCCCGAUAACAUGAGAACUGUGACAUCUGUGUCUGGAAUUGUGACGUGUGAAUGCCAAACCGGUGAAUACAUGGACAGUAACGGAGAGUGUACCACAAGAACUGGCACUUGUGAUCCAAAUGAAUUCAAGUGUACCAACAGCAGAUGCAUCCCAUCCCACUGGAAGUGUGACCAUGACAAUGAUUGUGGAGACAAUUCUGAUGAGCAAAAUUGCCCUUACGACACCUGCAGCUCGACACAGUUCACAUGUGACAAUGGCCGUUGUAUCUCGGCGUCCUGGAAGUGUGACCACGAUGAUGAUUGUCAUGAUAUGUCUGAUGAGAGAAACUGCGCGUAUCCUUCCUGUGGACCAGAUAAAUUUACAUGUGACAACAAACGCUGCAUUCCAAACCGUUGGCGUUGUGAUUUUGACGACGACUGCCGUGAUGGCUCUGAUGAACGGGGAUGUACGCCAGCACCAGUCACAACAGUAGGACCCGCAUCCUGCCAUUCAUCCCAGUUCGCUUGCAACAAUGGCCGAUGUAUUCCGAGCAGCUGGAAAUGUGAUGGCGAUCAAGACUGUGGAGACGGAUCCGACGAGCCAAGCAGCUGCAGCAGUAUGUCAACUAGAUUUCAAGCAUUGUUCCCUUCAUUUGCCGUACAAUUUAUUCCUUCACUUCUUCACCAUAUCUAUAUCCGUUACAGAAGUCUUCCUAUUUCUAUUCAUUCCACAGAACGCAGAUGCACCUCAACGCAGUUCAAUUGUACAAAUGGACGUUGCAUCCCUCGUUCAUGGAAAUGUGAUGGGGAAAAUGACUGCGGGGAUGGUUCUGAUGAACAAGGCUGUACCUAUACAACUCGUCCACCCGUUUCUACAAUACCCUGGACCCCAUCUACGAACUGCAGCAGUUGGGAAUACCAGUGCAACAAUAGACAUUGUAUUUUCCAGUGGGAUGUCUGUGAUGGUGCCAAUGAUUGUGGAGAUAAUUCAGAUGAGUGGUACUGUGGUACAACUCGAAGGCCUUCUGUAAAUACGACAACAUCACCACAUAGACCCUGCCAUUUCUGGGAAUUCACUUGUGAUAGUGGCCAUUGUAUUAACAAUGGAUACAAGUGCAAUGGGCGAGAUGACUGUGGGGAUAACAGUGAUGAAAGAGGAUGCUCUGCUCACGUAUCAACAGUGGCGCCCUCCACUGCCCCGGCACCCUGUCCAAAUGGCUGGCUUCAUUGCGGACAAACACAGUUUGUAAUCUGCAUUAAAACGGAGUGGUUGUGUGAUGGACAACCUAAUUGUCCACAGAGUUGGGAUGAAAGGCCAGAGAAUUGCCCAAAAACUACCAGAGUACCCAUCACGUGCUCAAGUGACCAGUAUCAAUGUACUAAUGGCGGUUGUCUUCCCCGCUCUUUUGUGUGCGAUGGAAGGGAUCAGUGUGGUGAUGGUUCAGAUGAGGCCGGCUGUGGAACUUGCUCAGGCUUCUGGUGCGACAAAACCCAGUGUUUACCUGUUUCACGGAGGUGUGAUCACAUCCCGGAUUGCCUCGAUGGUAGUGAUGAGAGGAACUGCAGUACCAAUUUGCAAGUUAAAGGCGUUCAAGUAAGUACUCUCUCUGCAACAAGUGUCCAUAUAACGUGGCGCCCAAUUUCUUACCAGCCCCCUGGAAUGACUUUUACUGGGUACAGGGUCUCUUACCGAGCUGUCAGACUACACUCUGUGCCCGUGUUAGGGAGCUGGCAGCAAGAGGAAUCCCCAAACGUCAACUAUUAUGUCAUCAGAUUUCUACAGCCGUGCUCAGAAUAUGAAUUCAAGGUUCAGCUCCUUGUGAGCGGAGCUCAACCAGGGCCAUACUCUUCGACCGUGAAAACGACAACUAAAUCUAUUAGAACCAGUAAACCACAGCAUGUGCGACUUUUGUUGGCACCUGACGAUUCGUUGCAAGUUUCUUGGGAUCCUCCAACCACUUACUGUCAACUUAUUACGAACUAUGAGGUUGCAUACAAGAUGACCAGUGAAGCUGAUUUCCAUACCAAAGAAACUGGCAAUGUCUAUUCGCUUUCCCUUAAUCUUACACAGGGAGUUCAUUAUAGCAUUAAGGUGAAAGCUUUCACCGGAGACAAGGGUGGUGAUGGUGAUGGUGAAUAUUCCAAGGUGCAACCUGUGUAUAUUCCAACUGUAGUUCAAAAACCGACAGCACCAGUAAAGAAACCGCAUUACACAUUUCUGAAUGACACUGCAGUGACACUCGUCUGGGGAAGUCCUACACAUCCUGUGCUGGGUUAUAAAGUGUAUGAGUUGACCACCGAUGGCUCGAUUCUCCUCGUUACGACGAGUCAACAUAAUUACACUGUUUAUUCACUGCUCUCGCAUAGCACAUAUUCAUUUGUAAUAAAACCAUACAAUAAAGCUGGUGAAGGUCCUCCUGCGACUAUAGAAGUAACGACUAAUGGAGGGAACCCUCCAACAGAUGUAAAGGCGACUCCGUACAACGACACAAGCAUUGUUCUGUCUUGGAAUCCACCACGACACAGUCAGGGUGUGAGAUACUACAUUUUCUACGGACGGGUGACCACUGGAGUCAGUUCACGGCCUGUGGGCUCCACAACGACUCAGACUUAUGUAGUGAACAACUUGCAGCAGGAAAUUGUCUACGUGUUUGAGGUGUCAGUGGGCUUGUUUGGAAAGCGCAGUGUAGCAGCAAACUCUCAAACGAAAACUGAUGCUGUCCAUAGUCUUCAAGCUCGCCUUGUCAACUCCAGUAGUGUGGUUCUUACUUGGGAGGUACCAGUGAAUGUGGAUGUUAGUAAAAUUACUGUAAGUACCAGUCCCUUUCACCUUAAACUUCCAGGCAACCCUGUUGAUUAUAAAAAAAUGACUUUCGUGGUCAAAACUGGAUACCAAUUGACGAGGACGUACAGGGAUGAGUCCGGUACUGACACUGCUACUCGAUCCACCAACCAAACUACUUAUGAAUUCAGAUACCUCCCUUUUGAUACCAUCGUCACUUUUGAAGUGAAAGUCAAAUACGGCAACCAACUUGGCACGGGUAUAAGCACCACCAAAAAAACUAACCCAUUCACGGCAUCUGUUAGGCCAUUGAGGAUACGAGUCGUAAACGACGUUGUUGAACUGUUCUGGUCUGCACCAAGAACGAUCAGUAAUAGUGCUCUAAAGCUCUAUCAGGCGAAUUGGACAUGCCCCUCGUGUGUUACGAAGCAUGGUACAAAAACGGCUCCUACAACUUCGUGCGUGUUUAAACAGUUGGAGCACUCCCGAAAAUACACAUUCUCUGUAAAAGCAGUGACUAAAUUUGGCGUUGGGGAAGCCUCGAUUGUUACGGCCACAAUAACCCGAAACUUUGGUGCCGUUGGCAGGUUGAGACAGUCUGUGUCGGGAAACAAUUUAACACUUGAUUGGGAUGUGCCAUCUGACGUGGAAAAGAAAGAUGUUCAGGUCUAUCAAAUCAGCUGGUGUGAAAUCGGAGACUACUCAUAUUGCUGGCAUACCAACUCAACUAAUUCCACGGGUAAUGCAACUCAGUUCAUGACACAGGUGCUCGCUGGCUACACGUACACUUUUUAUGUUCAAGCUUACACAGCCUAUGGAAAAGGGAGAGCGUCCAGCAUUCAAGUCAUAGUGCCACCUCUUAGUCUGGUGGUGUGGAAUGGUCGCGGAACGCGGACGGGCGGCAAUCACGGAUUAGAAGUAUAUCUGACCUGGAGGCCGCCAUGGUCGGUUAGGCCUGGAGACAAAAUACAAUAUGAAGUGGAGUGGCGCUGCUCAUCAGGAUCAGGAAGGGGCUACUGUUAUUGGUUCUACGCUCGGAACAGCAUCGUUGUGAAUACAACCUCCGCAAAGCUGAAUAUGACAUCCUUUGGAGUAACUUACAUGUUCAAAAUCACACCGACCAUCCCUUCACGAGGGAAAGGAAAGCCCUAUUCCUUAGCUGUCACUAUGCCUGAUUUUACUGCAUCCAUUGGAAAUUUUGCUUGUUGGGCUGAAAGCGCGUCAAAUGGUACUCGUCUUGAGUGUCACUGGUCCCGUCCCACGGGCUUCGAUCCAUCUCAAUUCUAUCACUACGACUUCAAAUACAGGUGUGACGAUUGUCUUUAUGGACAUAUCGUAUACAAAUCCAUCAGAUCUAUAAAUCAAACCUCGGUCAGCAUAUAUGUGGAUAAAGGUCAACAAUACACACUUUGGAACAGAGCUCAUGCAUCAUAUGGAUAUGGAACUCAAGCUCAGACAACGGUUCUUAUUGGGUCCACUUUACGACCUGUGAGAAGUUUGAAAGCUGUAAUUGACCCAAAAAAGAAGACCCUUGUGCAUCUGUCAUGGAAUGCCCCAAUCAACACGUCGGUUAAGUUUUACAUCUUAAUUACUGAUUGUCCAGACUGCGUUUCAUUUACAACAAUCAGAACACAGUUGAAAGAGACCAAAUACGCCCAAACCCUCCAGUGUGGAAACAAGUACACGUUUACCGUUAGAGCACAAACCACGGCCGAUGUGCUGACCCAAGAGAGCAACGAUACGCUAGAAAUCGCAUCACCUGUUGGAAAAGUAGAGAACUUUUCAGUCAAGUCUAGUGAUACUCACAGGGAUAAUAGUACUCACAGGGAUAAUAUGGUGGCGGCGAAAUGUUCCGUGAUGAAGUGGGCCCCCCCUAAGGAAAACGAUUCUUCUAGUGCACAGUGGACGGGUUAUCAAAUUGCGGUGCGGACCACAGAUGCGUUAAAGAAUUUCGUAAAGACCACCAAGGUGUCAAAAGAAACUCAGAAUUAUUCUGUGUGUGAUCAUGAAGAUAAUGAAUUGAAAGCUGGAAAGGAAUAUAUUUUCGAAAUCCGUGUCAUCGUGCCCUGUGGCUUUGGUGCAACAGCCAUGUUGCGUGCUCGUCUUGGCGAAGGUGAAGGUUAUAUUCCAGCUACCGCCGCCCCUCCAUCCGCUGGAAAACAAACGGGGGGGGAGAAGAAAGGUAUGAGUCCCGUGAUAUGGGCGGUACCUGUAGCUGUGGUUGGACUGAUCCUCGUCUUGGUCAUGACCUACUUCGUUCGUAAGUCGCGUCGACUGGAGCGCUCAAUGUUCGCUCUUAUGACAAGGAGGACCAUUGAUGACGAGGGUGGAGUCACAUUUCAUUCAGACGAAGACGUACCCUUUAUCCAGGGAUUCUCCGACGACGAACCAUUAGUGACAGCCUAGACCGCCGGUUAGCUGAUCUGGAUUGUUCCCAUUUGUGCAUAGUUUUAUAGAGACCUUAAAUUCGCUGUUCCCACUCCGUAGCUCGAACUUCGUUCUCGGCAACAGCUGCAUUGGUAAUGUUUUCAUUUUUUAGCCCAGGAAGUUUGUCUAAGAGGCGAAGAGAAAAUCGCACUUGCGCAAUACUCCACGUGUGAUCAGUUGUUCGCCAGUGUGAUGUUGGACAUGAUUGGGUUGUUUUUUCAUAACUAGGAUAUCAUCAGUGAAAUGCAACCCGAAAAUGCCUUGCAUUAUAACAAUUCAAAACGUAGUCGAGUGGGAACAUUAAGACAGAAACCUUCGUUAGAUGUACGUGGUAGUGUUGUAAUCUAUUUUGAAACUAUCGUAUUUAGACGUAAAACGGCGCUGCAGCAUACGUAAUCUCAUCUCCACCCACGAGUAGAUGUUCAACCCUUUCACUCCCAAGAUCUCAUUAGUAAUUCUCCUUACUGUCUGCCAUACAGUUCUUGUGAUGUUAGUUUCGAGAAUUUGGUAUUUGAUCAACUACUAAUCCUUAAUUGAUGUUUUUCUUUAUUCUCAUUACUUGUCUUCUUGAUAUCGUAUUGAUCUUGUAUGGAGAAGUUCUUUCUUGGUCACCCAUGGGAGUUAAAGGGCUAAGAUAAAAUGCUCCCUAAACAUUUUUCAAGGAAUUUCAUCGUCGUAACCUAGAGUUUAAAAAACUUGGGGAUGCCGAUUUUCGCGUGCGCCCUAGCGAUAGGGAAGUUUUUAACGACAAGUGAGGCGUAUUUCGGGCGUUGGGUUACAUUCCAUCUACUGGCAAUUCAAGGAUUGCACUUAAUUCGAAGUGUAGUUUGAAUUAUGAUUCGUUCCAUGACAAAGGAGAAAAAACGCUGCCUUAUUUUUAUCUAAGACUACCAUAAUAAAGUAAACCAAGCGACUAAGAUAAAGAAAGAAAACGUGGGUAGAUAACAGUUUUCGCGUUACCCUGUAGAUAAAAGCCAAUGCACAAAAAUGGGACUCAUAGUUUUGAAGAUACCAGAAGAAUAGGUUUCCCCGAAGUGUUUUCAAAAAGCGCUAUCGUUAGUUUCAGUCACCGGGUGAUACGAUAUCACUUGUUUUUGUUUGUUUGUUAUUUUUUUUUUUUUUGACACGCAGUUAUAAUUAGGACGUAUCAAUAAGAGUGAACACUGCUUCUGUGUAGUUUAAUGUAAGUCAGCCGGAAUAUACAGGCUUGGCAGAAAUAGUGAUUAAGUCUCCUCCAAGAGGAAAGAAACUAAAUUUUGGGAUUUUCAGUUGUUACCUAUUGUUAAAAAUGUAAAGAAGAGUAGUUCAAUUUAAGGAAAAAAGUACCACUGCAACUUGAGAGAAAGCUGAGAAUGUAACUCAGAUUGUUGUGGUUUUUAGCAGUUUACGAAGAGAUUGUAAAAAAACCGGGAAAAAGGUAACACGUCAGUCUUUCUUCAGUUGUUACAUUGUAAUUUUUCCAGUGUCAACUAUUUACACACCCUAUGUUAAAGCUACUUUUCUAGUUUUGUUUUUAAGACCGUUACUUAUUUGUUUGCAGUUUUUCAGAAGCGUUAUAAAGACGUAAACGUUUAGAUUUUGUUAUUAAAAAGAGCAUUUUACCAAA